AUGGGGGAGGUGGCACAGCCGGUCCUGCCCGCGCCGGGGGUUCGCACCGCCCCCCCCGGUCCCGGGCUGCGCCGGAGGAGCCCGCCCGCCCUUCCGGGGCCGGGCCGGAGCCAGCCCGCACCGCGGGGGGGGCCCCGAGCGGCCCCCGCGCUCGGCUCGGGAAGGGCAUGGCGGGACCCGCAGCCCCGGGGCGGCGAAGACGCCCCUUCCCAUCCCCCGCGGCAGCCCCGACCCCGGGGGCCUCAAACCACACCCGGGGGUGACACUGGGGCAGAGACCUCUGUGUUCCCCGCCAGCGCCGCCCCGCGGCGAGACCCCCUGUCCCGGUACCAGGACCGGGCGCAGACGCGCCCCGGGGCUCAUCGACUCCGCCCGCACCGGGCAGGCGCCGCGGCUUCGUGUUGGGUGCGAAGCCGGCACCGUCCACCGGCGGGGAGGGCGAGGGAGCGCGGAGCCCCGACACAGCCCAGCCCGCCCUCCUGCCACCGCCCGGUCUUCGCCCUGAUCGUUUUCUCCUGCCUGGUCGGGGAGGGCUACACCAACUUGCCCAGCUCUUCUGAGCUCUUCUGUAUCUUUAACCACAACGAAGACGCCUGCCGCUACGGCAUCGGUAUUGGUGUCCUCGCCUUCCUCGCGUGCAUCUUCUUCUUCAUGGUGGACAUCUACUUCCCUCAGAUCAGCAACACCACCGACCGCAAGUACCUGGUCCUGGCAGACCUCUGCUUCUCAGGUCUCUGGACGUUCCUGUGGUUCAUUGGCUUUUGUUUCUUGACCAACCAGUGGUCCUGGACCAAGGCCAGCGAUGUGCACAUCGGGGCUGACUCGGCCCGUGCCGCCAUCACAUUCAGCUUCUUUUCCAUCUUCUCCUGGGGCCUCCUGAUCGCCUUCGCUUACAAGAGGUACAAGAUGGGGGUGGAGGACUUCGCUCGCAGCUACAUCGACCCCAGCGCGGAGGUUCCGACUCCGUACUCCAGCUACCCCAACAUCAGCCAUGACAGCUACCAGCAGCCGCCCUUCACCCACACGGCAGAAACCCCGGAGGGUUACCAGCCCCCCCCGGUGUACUGAGCCCCUGCCGCGGCCUGGCAGGGACGGCUGUUGCAGUGCAAUUCUCUGCGGGUGGGGCGGGAGGGACCUGAGACUUGACGGGGGAAGGUGUGCGGGGUGGCGGCUGCUGCGUGUGAAAGCCGCCAGGCUUUGGUGUUGGGGCGCAGGGGGCCCUGGUCCCGGUCCUGCCGCUGGACCCGCAGCCGGGUGCGUGGUGGGUGAUGUGGCUGCUGAGCGCGGCUCCGGGGAGGGUGGGUGUGUGGGGCUGGGCUCCUGCCCCUGGGAGCAGCACGGUGGGUGUUUGCGCCCUCGGCUCUGGCCUAGCUGUGGCCGCUGCCCUGGCCAGUCCUGGCGCCGGUGCCUUUCCAGCCCAGCUGAACCUCCCAAGUGCCAGGCGGUCCCGCUCCUGCCCGCGCCGCUUCCCGCGCCUUCCCCGGCUGCUGCCGGGUGAGCUUGAUGCCAAAGCCCUGUCCUGACUGUGAACUCCCGCGCUGUGCCUUCCCGCAGCCUGCGCUAGAGCUGCUGGUGCUCGGGUGAGGAGGGUUGGGGUCUGCGGGAGCAGCGAGCACUGGGGUCUCAGCACGGCCGGGGCUGCUCCCGGGGUCCCUGCACCCCGCGCUGUCCCCGCGGAAGCGUCGCCGCUGUCCUGUGUCCCGCGGGGGCUGUGCCGCUGGCUCAGGGGGUGUUUGCUGCUGCUGCACCUGUAGUGAAGCUGCUCCCAGCAGCAGCGUGCGGUGUGUGAGCUCUCGCUGCUGGGGCUGCCCUCGAGUUGUUUGUCACUGUAGAGAUGGAAUAAAGUUUUUCACCCGGCCA
Messenger RNA from Columba livia (rock pigeon), 1860 nucleotides. RefSeq names its product synaptogyrin 2 (gene SYNGR2). Lineage: Eukaryota; Metazoa; Chordata; Aves; Columbiformes; Columbidae. Bases 1 to 1068 code for a protein of 355 amino acids. The record is from RefSeq and is a predicted model, not a curated record. Gene Ontology annotation, cellular component: neuromuscular junction; synaptic vesicle membrane. The transcript has 4 exons.